Messenger RNA from Amaranthus tricolor (Joseph's coat), 918 nucleotides. RefSeq lists its product as uncharacterized. Lineage: Eukaryota; Viridiplantae; Streptophyta; Magnoliopsida; Caryophyllales; Amaranthaceae. The record is from RefSeq and is a predicted model, not a curated record. The coding region runs from base 1 to 918 and encodes 305 amino acids. The transcript is spliced from 5 exons.
AUGGAGGAAGUGUUUCCAACUCAACUGGAGCUCGCUGCUGCUUCUGCACUUCUCCUUCUCUCUACCAAUGUCUUCGUCCUCUCCAAAUCAACAACAUCCUCCUCAUCGUAUGAAUUCGAGGUGAAUGAUGUAAUGGAAUUGGAGACUGAGUUAUCUAAGAAAAAUGAUGAUUUGGAGUUGAUUAGCUUGGAGAAGAGUGUUGAUACGACGUCGUGUCCUUCAUCGUUGACAAUUGAUGACUACUGUGAUCAUUUACAACGCACAGACUUCAUCGCUGUUACUCGAUCCUGUGAAUUGAAGCUUAAGGUAGCUCGUAGAGCUAGGACAAAAGUAAUUUACAGGAGCCUUGACGACCGAGAAUCAGAUUCAAAAACAUGGUCAAAACUACCACCAAAAACUCCAAAAACUGUGUCAACAUCUCUAGUAGGCGGCACAACUAUCACAGAGAGCUCAUGUUUAUCAAGUGGGGGAUCGAACGAGGUAUCAAGCGCAAGGAAAGGGAGGAAGACGGUUGGUUCCUUGACAAAGACAACAGUGACGGAGAAGGAAAGAAGGAGAAGAGGAACAGGAAUAUCUCAUUUAAGCCGAAAAGCAGAAGGAAUUAGAAAAUUGUUGAGUUCUCAAGGAAGUUUUUCUGAAGUCCGUAUUAGACAACUGCUUGGUGAUAGUCCUGAUACUAGUAAAGCUCUCAGAAUGUUGUUGAGGAAGGAAGAAGUUAAGCGAAGUGGUGUAGGAGGCAGGCUUGACCCAUUUAUUUACACGCUCAAUCUCAAUCUCUUUGGUCUUGUAUCCAGAUUGCAGCAGACAGCAACAGCAUGGUUUGCUAAACUAAUGACACAGCUUUAUAUAUUUUGGUUAGUCUUCGGCUCGCAACUAAGCAAAUGCUGCAAGGAGCAGAGUAAGGCUUUAAGAAUUUAG